Messenger RNA from Schistosoma mattheei, 351 nucleotides. The record is from the annotation of a GenBank genome assembly. NCBI's taxonomy places the organism in Eukaryota, Metazoa, Platyhelminthes, Trematoda, Strigeidida, Schistosomatidae.
AUGAACGCCAAACGUUGCUUAACAUUGUGUAGUAGAACGGGCAGAGCAUUUCAUGCAUAUCAUCCAACACCAACAACAGAAGAAUUGUGUACAUCAAAUGUUAAACUAGCCUUUGAACUUAUUCAAGCAGCUGGUAUGGUUGAACCUCCAGCAAAACUUGAAGAAAUUGUUGCAGGCGAUAGCAGUGCUGUAUUACGCGUGUUGUAUGGCAUCUAUUCAUAUUGUGCACAUAUGGAGGAUGAACAACGUCGGUAUGAAAUAAAUAAUAUUCGGGAACAAGGUGAGAUGGAUGAAUAUUACGGUAAUAACCAGAAACCUUCUGUACAACAUGGUCUAAUUAAUUUAUCGUGA